This is a messenger RNA of Drosophila elegans, 2031 nucleotides long. RefSeq names its product tectonic. Gene Ontology annotation, cellular component: ciliary transition zone. Gene Ontology annotation, biological process: cilium assembly. The coding region runs from base 1 to 1971 and encodes 656 amino acids. The record is from RefSeq and is a predicted model, not a curated record. The transcript has a single exon. NCBI's taxonomy places the organism in Eukaryota, Metazoa, Arthropoda, Insecta, Diptera, Drosophilidae.
AUGAGCGGGUAUUUAGUCCUCAUCGUGCUGUGCUUGGCCACUCACCAGACGUGUUCGAUAAAAAUAGGAAUUUCGCACAACUACAACAGCACUGAAUCUCCAAUUCCGCACACUACCACCGAAUCUUCAGCCACGACUGUGUCUGCCAGCAGUGGAUCUCUGGCCAGCUCGGCCAGUCCAUGGCCGGAAGUGGCCAGCACUCCAGGAAACACCUUUCCACCGCGCAGCCAACAGAAGCCCAGGGUCACAGUGGCACCACCAACCAGUGCUUUGCCGUCCCCGGCGGAGGCUCAACCUUUGGACGCCACUGAAGCGUCUGCCUCUUGGCCAGGAAUACCCAAGGAUAACAGUCCCCACUACUGCGCCUGCGACCUGCACUCCGAUAUGUGUGACCUCAACUGCUGCUGUGACAUCGACUGCCCGCCGGAGACAGGCCAGGUGUUCAACUGCAUGGCCAGUUCCUCUUUCCCGCAGCUGCAAUCCCGGCUGGAGGACUUCCAGUACACCCAUGGCUUGCCCACGUGUCAGAUGAAUGACGGGUGGCUGUGCGUCUUCCGCAGUAAUACAAAGACGGUCAAGACCGCUGAUCAGUUGCCGGAUUUGGAUACUUCGCAGCGUCACAAAUGGACGGACUACUUGGGAGCCUAUGACAUGGACUUCGAUCAGUCGCGAUCCUCGGCAGCGCACUACAAGUUCGGCCAGCCCUUGCAGUUGUGGCAGCCCGAGACCAGACAACUGGCCACUUUCGAGCUGCCCACCGCCUACGAGAGCUCCCGUUGCCAGCUGAAGCAGUCGGUUCUGCAUCUGCAGCCCAGCAGGAGCCGCUGCAGGAUGAAGGACUCUGCCCAGCUGCAGGAACACCUCUGGGGCAUACUCAAUCUGACCGUCACACACCAACUGCUGGCCAAACCCUACGAUCCAGAGGAUCAGGAGGUGGAGGGACUGACCAUAGAGGUCUGUCAGAGAGGGGACGAUGGCACCGCCUUGCAUUGCCUGGAGCGAGGAAACGACACCCAACUGGAUAUUGUGGUGGAUAAAGUGGAGCUUCUUCUGGUUCACAAUUUCACAAACAUUCUGCAGGCGAAGCUUUUGCUAGAGGAGGCAAAUCUGGCAGCGGAUGACAGCGACUCCCUUUGGCUGCACUGCGAAGUCAGGUAUGUCGCUCCAAAUGCUUCGCUGGCUAAGCCUACUUCGGGACCACUGGGCUACCUGCCUGGCUCGCCGCUAAUCCUCUCCAGAACGCUGCCACAGAACAACAGCGAAGAAGAACGAAAACUGAGCUACUUUAGUGAGAUCAACGGGUCACCGCUGCCCCCACGGAAACUUCCCGGAAGCAGCUGCCAACGCAUCCUGGACCACAAGAGAGUCCUGCGAUUCGGUGUGGACCUCCUCACCCGAUGCCAGCUGCACCAAGCGGCGCCCCUGCUCCAGAAGAAGGCCAACCACACCGAAUACUGCCAGGGCCUGCAAGCCCAGAUUUGGAUGCAGCUGUUGCCCCUCAAUGGCAGCCACCUGGAGGACGUGGCCAAGGUGCUGGUCUCGCAGCUGGGCAGACCGCAGCCGGACAAGUGGAUGCCGCUGGAGCUCCGAUACCCGGAGAACGCCCACGAGAUGCCGCCACCCGUGCAGGCAGUGUACAACGAAGCGGAGCGUAGUCUCAGCUGCCGGAACAUAUUCCUAAGCGUGGCAUACGAGUUCCAUGUGGCUGAGCAGACCCUGCUGGAGGGCAGGGCUCCUCAUCAGCGGGUCCUGCAGAGCAGCCGUCUGGUUCUGGGCCAGCGACAUGACCUGGAGCUCGAUAGCGAACUGGAGGUGGCCCUGCCCCUGAGCAUCUCCGUCAUGUUCUACCGGAUGCAGGGCAAAGCUAUGAGUGGAGCCGCCGGAGUUGCUGUCUCCGGACCCAAAGUGCUACCUGCAAUCUGGGGAAUUUAUCUGGGAUUGGCGACUAGAUCGCGGCUACUGUGGCUCUAGACUAGUAAUGCGAUUAGCAAGACGUUUUGUAAAAUAAAUGACACAAACCAAUAAACCUUA